This is a messenger RNA of Danaus chrysippus (African queen), 768 nucleotides long. The record is from the annotation of a GenBank genome assembly. Lineage: Eukaryota; Metazoa; Arthropoda; Insecta; Lepidoptera; Nymphalidae.
AUGCCUGCUAAAUAUAAAAUUGUUAUGAUCCGUCAUGGAGAAAGUGAAUGGAAUCAGAAAAACCUCUUCUGCGGCUGGUACGACGCUGACCUGAGCGACAAGGGACGUGAGGAAGCUGUGUCAGCCGGUAAAGCUUUAAAGGCAGAAGGCUAUCAGUUCGAUGUAGCCCAUACAUCGGUUCUUAAGCGUGCCCAAAUUACUUUGAACAGUAUUUUGCAAGAGCUGAAUCAAACCGAUAUUCCUAUUAACAAGACUUGGCGACUAAACGAGAGACACUACGGCGGUCUGACUGGUCUCAAUAAAGCCGAGACCGCCGCGAAAUAUGGUGAAGCACAGGUACAAAUUUGGCGCCGUAGUUUCGAUAUUCCACCACCGGCCAUGGAGAAGAACCAUCCUUAUUAUGAGACAAUUGUGAAUGAUCCUCGCUACGCCGGUGAUCCGAAACCAGAGGAAUUCCCCAUGUUCGAGAGCUUGAAGCUGACUAUUGAAAGAACAUUGCCAUACUGGAACAAUGUUAUCGUUCCUCAGAUCAAGGAGGGUAAGAAAAUCAUUAUAGCCGCUCACGGCAACAGUCUGAGAGGCAUUGUCAAGCAUUUAGAUGGUUUGUCCGAUGCUGCCAUAAUGGAGUUGAAUCUACCAACGGGUAUUCCAUUUGUUUAUGAAUUGGAUGAGGAUAUGAAACCGGUUGAUUCAAUGGUCUUUCUCGGAGACGAAGAGACUGUUAAGAAAGCUAUGGCCGCUGUAGCUGCCCAAGGAAAAGCUAAAUAG